CUGAAGCUUGAAAAAAAAAGUUUAGCUGGAAAAUGUCAGAGGAAAAAGGCCAUUUUUCGCAGAUUUCUGAAAGAAUUCUAGCCAAGACAUUCAAUAAAAGGACUUUUCAAGCAAAUUAUUAUGCUGGCUUUGAUCAACCACAUUUUGAAGUUCCGGAACCCGAUUAUGGCGAAACACCUAUUGAGAAUAAUGAAAUGGACGGCCUUAAAGCAAAGGUGGACCUUAUUUCUGAACGAGCAGCUGAAGAACUACCGGAACCGGAUUAUGAUGAUAAAGAAAAAGAUGGAAAUCACAGUUUUAAACCUUCGUCAGAAAAAAUAGAGAAAAGGGAUUCAACAAGACAGAAAGUUAAAAAGGAAUCAUGGGAUGUUUUUCGUAUUAUUGAGAGAGACGAAAAGCGUCGAGACGUUCAUGCGCAUAUCAGCUUUCAAAUCAUCAAAAUACUCGCAUACGCCAUGUUGUUUGGUUUGAUGUUGACAAGUCUAGUCACCCAAAAAAUUACCCUAGUCAUAGCUACCUCAAUGGUACGGUCGGAGAGGAGUUCACUGGAGAGCACUUCCAGUAGAGGAAACACAACUUCGUCAAGUAGCAAAACCGUUUUGCAGAAGUCAGAACCCGCUGUACAUAGCUUUCUCCUUCUCAUAUCUAUGUGUACUCCAUAUAUUUUCACCUUUCUCUCAAGUGCUUGGAGAGUAUGGUUUGGAAAUAUAGAAAGGCCAAGUAUUACCAGCAUAAUUAUGAGUACUGCUGUAGAAGUCCUUCAUUCUAUCGGACUCUCCCUAUUAGUCUUUCACUUGCUGCCAGACUUGGGACCCAUUCGAGGAAUAUGUAUACUUAGUGCAACUUCCAUCAUUCCCGGUCUUUUAAAACCAUUUUACACAUUAGAGACGAAUUUAUUCCAAAGAAAUAACGAACAACGAAAACGUAUACUUAUAUUUGUUUUGAACAUGGUCGCUUUUUUUCUUCAGUUAUCUGUGUUGCCAUUUCUUCUUGUUCCAAACACUCAGUAUGUAGUUAAUAGCGAAAUUUCCCCCGUGUAUAUGAACGGAGAGAAUGCUAGUGUGUAUAUCCAUGAUGUCUGGGAUAUCGACGCAGAAAAAGGUUUUAAAUAUCUGUUUUCACUUCUGUUAACGUCGACUCUGUGGUGGGAGAAUUUUCUGGAUAAGAUUAAUGGAACCGGAAAAAUCAAGCAGUUUCUUUUGAAAACAAGAUAUGAAAUCGAAGAAAGCAGGUCUUAUGUUUACAUUUGUGUGUCCAUAUUGAAACUCGUGACUUCAGUACUAUGUGCACAUCUUAUAGUUGGAGAAUCAUUAAAUAUUUUCACAAACCAAUUCUGGGAAGCAUUGACAAAGAAUCAAACACUUAGUGAUUAUUCGGAUAAACUUAUUCUGAUCGCAUCCGGUUUCGUUGGAUAUUAUGUUGCGUACACAUCCUGUAAACUGCAUAUGCAAAUAUUUUCUUUUUCCCUUCCCUGCCUGUUAUCUACACCAGUUGCAGUAAUACUUAUGUCAGUAUACUGCCAGAGCAGUUCAAACCAUUUAACCUCCAUAUUGAAUUUUGACAAAGAAGCAUGCUGUUAUAUUCCAAUCUACAGUCCUUGGUAUCACGUGACAUUUGCCUCACUCUGGCUUCUUUCCUUAUACUGGGUUGGACAACACAUAUGGACUCCACAGCAAGAAAGGCUUGCAAAAGUAGAAAGAUUAUUUGUCAAUCCCUUAUAUUGUGGAGUACUACUGGAGCAGAACUUGAUUUUGAACAGAAAACGUAGUCAUUUGCAAAUCAUCAAAAGAAAAAAAGAUGCAGGUUCCCCAGAAAAGGAAAAUAAUAUGAUGGAAAAUAGAAGUCAGAAUGAAAACAUAGUUUACAUGUUACAGAAACAAAUUAAAGAAGACGAAGAUGAAAAAUUUCCAUUACAGACUCCUCCCUUUGUUUACGCAUGCGCUACUAUGUGGCAUGAAAAUCGUCUAGAAAUGGUUCAGCUUUUGAAGUCGAUUUUUAGAAUGGAUGAAGACCAGUUUUUAGAGGAGAAAGAAUAUGAAAUUUCUAACAACAACCGAUAUCCACAUGAUUAUUACAAGUUUGAAGCCCACAUCCUUUUCGACGAUGCAUUUCAAAAAGGAGAUGUUAAUGAAUAUGUGUAUACAUUUGCUUCUGUUAUGAAUGAGGCUGCAAGCUCUGUGCAUUCUCGUCCAAUACAACUUGAAAAGCCAGUUAUUAUAUCGACCUAUUAUGGAGGGCAGGUUAUCUUCAGAAUGCCAGGAGAGAAUUUCCUGUACAUUCACCUUAAAGAUAAAACAAAAAUUCGACACAAGAAGCGAUGGUCUCAGGUGAUGUGCAUGUAUUAUUUAUUGGGAUACCGGCUCACAACCGAAAUACAAAGUGAAAUGGAAAAGAAUGCAAAGAAGAAAACAGAAAAGGAAAACACCGAAGAACGUUUCAAGAAAAAGGCUGAAAAUACAUUCCUUCUUGCAUUGGAUGGGGACGUAGAUUUCACUCCUGGCUCUGUUAGAAUUCUUCUCGACCGAAUGAAAAAAGAUGAGAAAGCUGGUGCUGCGUGUGGAAGAAUUCAUCCAAUAGGCAGUGGUCCGAUUGUCUGGUAUCAGAAAUUUGAAUACGCGGUGGCACAUUGGCUUCAGAAAGCUACUGAGCAUGUACUUGGGUGCGUUCUUUGUUCCCCCGGCUGUUUCAGUCUUUUCCGAGGAUCAGCUUUGAUGGAUGAUAAUGUUAUGAAAAAAUACACGUUAUUACCAUCUGAAGCGUCUCAGAUCUUAAUGUACGAUCUAGGGGAAGAUCGCUGGCUCUGCACGCUGCUUUUACAACAGGGAUACAGGAUAGAUUAUGCUGCCGGUGCUGAUGCCUACACUUAUGCUCCAGAGAGCUUUAAUGAAUACUUCAACCAAAGAAAAAGAUGGACACCGUCCACGCUUGCCAAUAUCAUGGCUCUACUACAAAAUGGGGAAAAUACAGUAGAAGCAAAUUCAAAUAUAAGCUGGCUUUAUAUAGUCUAUCAAGUUUCUCUGAUGGUUGCAACACUAAUUGGUCCAGCAACAAUUCUUAUGAUGAUAGCCGGCGCCUUUGUUGCCGUUUUCGGUGUGAAUCUUAUGAUGUCAUAUAUCGCCUCUUUACUUCCGGCUAUUGCAUAUUUUAUCAUAUGUCUCACAUUCCGCUUAAACGUUCAACUUUUGAUUGCUCAAAUUCUAAGCGGAUUUUAUAUAUUAAUCAUGAUGGUUGUUUUUGUUGGUGUUAUAAUCACAGCUGUUACAGAAUCUCUGUUCCAUCCCAGUGUUAUUUUCAUCAUGGGACUAGUUGCUGUUUUCGUUAUUGCUGCUUUACUUCAUCCAAGAGAAUGGGGCAAUAUUAUAUACGGCUUACUCUAUUAUGUUCUUGUUCCGACAGGGUUCUUACUUCUGUUCAUUUAUUCUUUGUGCAAUUUGAAUGAUAUUUCAUGGGGAACUCGAGAAAGUGGUAUAACAAAAGAGAAAAGGGGAAAAAGUGAGGGACUUCUGUACAAAAUAUUCUCCCCAUUUAAAAAGAUGAAGACUAAUUUGUUGAAACCAAACCCUUCAGAAAAGGACGUGCUUCUUAAAAUAUUAGCGGCAGUGGCUGAUAUAGUUAGAUUCAGGAAGGAUUCUGCAAUGAAUCAUCAAGAAAAUGAACAUUUAGAGGAGAUAGUAACAGAGACGACACCACUUCUAGAUUCUCAUUCUCAGGAGCAAAGUAAAGGGAGUUCAGAAAAAGUUUUCAUGGAGAAGGUGUCUUGCGAUGAAAAACCAUCGUGGGUAAAUAAAGGUCCCUUCUCAGGAAGAUAUGUUCAAAUGAAGGAAAAGGAACGUGAAUUUUGGAAAUCAUUUGUUGACAGAUAUUUGAAACCUUUAGAGAGAGAUCCUGCAAAAGAAAAUAAAGUUAAGGAACAGCUGAGGGAGUUAAGGAAUAAUGUUUGUGGAGGAAUGGCUCUUUUAAACCUACUUUGGAUUGCAGUGAACUUCAUGUUUCAGUUACGAAGUCCUGCUGUGAUAACAUUUAAACUUCCAACAAACAAUGAUGAUGACGAAGAUCAGAAUUAUGAGAUGAGAAUUGAGCUUCUGGGUGUUCUGUUUAUUGCCUUCUUCCUUAUCAUUCUUAUGAUACAGUUUUCUGGCAUGGUUAUGCACAGAUGGGGUACAUUUUUGCAUCUUGUUGCCAUCACAGAACUUCCAAAUCCCUUUAAAAGAAAAAUGAAAAGGGACCUACAUUCAAAUAUUUUAGAAACGUAUGAGAUUGCAAAAGAGGAAAAUCAGGAAAUGCAAGAAAUACCGGAAGCUGAUAGGCAAGAAGAGGAAAACGCACUUUUAAGACAAAUUGAACAUUUACAAGAAACAGGAACCAGAUAUUAUUCUGACUCAUCUUCAGGUGGAACCACUUCAACCAAGUCAAAACGGAAGUCCAUUGCCUACGAACCAAUCAACACUCGUGCAUUAUUCCAACAGUACAGGCAAAACACUUUUCAUCGGAUCAAAACCAAUGACGAUCGAACAAGGUAUCCAAGAAACGAAAGAAAGCGAUCCGUUUUCAGUGAAGUAAUGAAUAAUAAUCAGCGAUAUAGCUACCGUCAAAAUAGAUGGACAGAUGGAGAUACAAGUAGUUCAAACCAAGGAGAUGAGACCAAAAGAGAAGGAAAGAGAAGCAGGGAUUUUCAUUUAAGAGGGGGAUUAAUGGAAAGAAAGCUAUCAAUAUCUUUAAUGAAAUAUCAUAACGAAUACGACGACUGCAGAUAACAAUUGCCAUAAUAACAACACACACACACACUCACACACACACAUCAUCAUCAUCAUCAUCAUCUUGUUAGAUAAAUGUAGAUAUCUCAUAGCAUAAGAUGUUGGAUUUUUGUUUUAAAGAGAAAAAACAAUGUUUACAAUUGACUUCGAAAGAAAGAUGUGCAUGAAAGAAAACUGUGGUACCUCAAGUAUUGAGAAGUGGGACAAAGUAUGUAAUAGGAUUUUUCCCAUUUUUCUAAAUAAAAUUUUGUAUUAACAUGAGGCAUCUUUCAGUAAAUGUGUACAUUGAUGCUUAAUUUUUUAGUGGGGCUCGAUCAAUUCAUUAUAUUAUUUUUUUGAUCUACU
Molecule: messenger RNA, 5099 nt
Organism: Saccostrea echinata
Lineage: Eukaryota; Metazoa; Mollusca; Bivalvia; Ostreida; Ostreidae
Product: chitin synthase chs-1-like
Exons: 22
Coding region: 33-4754 (1573 amino acids)
Cellular component (GO): cell periphery; cell septum
Molecular function (GO): chitin synthase activity
Source: RefSeq, a predicted model, not a curated record